Schistosoma guineensis is the source of this 1497-nucleotide messenger RNA. NCBI's taxonomy places the organism in Eukaryota, Metazoa, Platyhelminthes, Trematoda, Strigeidida, Schistosomatidae. The record is from the annotation of a GenBank genome assembly.
AUGGACGACAUGAGUAAACAAUCUGAUUUCAAGUUAUCGGGGAAUAGUAUCAGGAAUUAUGGCUCUCAGCCCAGGUAUAUGUUGUCCGUUAAUCGUCUCCCCAAACAUACUGAUUCUCCUCCUCCUUACUAUAGAUCAGCCAUUAGCUUGGGACCUAAAUCAGGUUCCACAUUAUGGAAUAGCAGCACAUCAAGUCUCGGUGGCAAUGUAAAUGACAGGUCAAGUGACUUGAAUGGUCGCUUUUCAAAACUUGAACUAAAUGAAAACACUAAUUCAAGUAAAAAGUUGUGCAACGGUUAUCACACUGAUUAUUGCUCGACCAAAAAUCUCCAGUCUAUAGAUCGACGGGAAUUUUCGGAAAUCAAUAACACUUAUAACAGCAGGAAUUCUGUACGUUGUUUGGACUCUCCAGUAGCUAAUUCUCCUCGUGCACCAAUCAGUCUUCCAGUAAACUCUCAUCACUCAUAUCACAGAGGUGGACUUGUGGGCCUUAACAAUCUUGGAAACACUUGUUUUAUGAAUUCGAUUCUUCAAUGUUUAAGUAAUACAGCUCCGCUUACCGAGUAUUGCUUGGAAGAUCGAUUUCUCAAAGACAUCAAUAAAUCAAGUUCCAUGAAUGGGAUGUUAUUUCAUUCAUAUGCUGAUUUAAUGAAAGAAAUUUGGGAUCCUGAUUUGGCUAAUUCUUCCACCAGUCCAAGUCGAUUUAAAAGUCAAAUUCAACGAUUCGCUCCUCGCUUUAUGGGAUAUUCUCAACAGGAUUCACAAGAAUUCUUACGAUAUGUAUUGGAAGGUCUUCAUAUGGAAGUUAAUCGUGUUCAAAAGCGUCCAAAUCCCAUUAAGCCAAAUUAUGAAGCGGAAGAUUGUCUCCCAGACAAUGAAAAGGCUAAUUUAUAUUGGAAACGAUAUUUAUCUAUGGACAAUAGCGAAAUCGUAGAUCUAUUUGUUGGACAAUUAAUGAGUACGCUUGAAUGUGGCGAAUGUUCAUUCAAAUCAACUACAUUUGAUCCAUUUUGGGAUUUAAGUUUGCCAAUACCGAAAAAAUCAAACGUCAGCAUAUUGGAUUGUUUAAAUUUAUUCACAUCUAAAGAAGAACUAGAUGGUAAUGAAAGACCCAUUUGUAGUCGAUGUAAAACUCGAAGAAGGUGUACCAAAAGUUUUUCCAUUCAGAAAUUCCCACAAAUUCUUGUACUUCAUUUGAAACGUUUCUCUGGUGAACGUUUUCGUUCGAAAAUGUCGGUUAUGGUUGAUUAUCCUUUAAGAAAUUUAGAUCUUAUUGGAUUUGCUACUUCAAGUUGCACCCAGAAAUCAGCCCAAUAUAAAUUAUACGCAGUUUCAAAUCACAGUGGAAGUGUGUAUACCGGACACUACACUGCAUCUUGUUUAAAUCCUUAUACAGGUGAUUGGCACUCAUUUAAUGACAGUCAUGUACAUGCAAUCUCAGAGAACUCAGUUGUUUCUGCUGAAGGUUAUGUACUUUUCUAUACACUUAUUCAAUGA